AAAGAGAGAGAGAGGAGUUCUGCUUCCAUAUCCAUCAGGUCUCAGCCACUCAAGUCAGAUCAGAGGGGAGGAAACCACACGAGCUGCUCCUCCUCGGUCUUCGCGUGGUUUUGCGGGGAUUUGACCGUGCCGACGCGAGUCUGAUGUGCCGACGCAAGCGCCUGCCCUAAAGUUGGAUACCGAAAACUGAGCGAAGGGUUUACUCCUACCUAGUCCCUUGAAGAGGAGCUCGGAGACGCGAGCGGGAGCCCCGUGUUUUGCUGCGAUCGGAGCACCAUGAAGCUCCUGUGCUGGAUGGCGCUGGCGCUGCUGCUGCUGGCGCAAACUGCCCUGGCACAGCGACGCACAUCUCGACCAAGAGAUGAUGAGAGUUCUGGAGAUGGUUUUUACGACGAUGAGGACUUAUUCUCUGGAUCUGGCUCUGGCUUUCCAGAUGUGGACGUUAGUCCAACUUCAGCAAGUGUGACGGUCACUACAGAAGAGCCCCUCCCACUUUCUACCACACAGGCCACUGGCCCCGCCCCCUCGGCCUCCCCUGCCGCUGAGCCAAGUAGCCCACCUCCACCUGAGGUGGAACGUGAGAGCGGCUUGGGACAAGAUGUAGACAGAGAUGGCAAGGAGGAACAGGAAUCUAAAAUCAUCACAAGUUUAGAACCUGAUAAAGAUGAAGAGGAACAAGAGAGAUCGAAAGCUACGGUUGCCCCCCGGCUGACUGAUGUUCCUCUAGUGUUCGUGGACUCAUCCACCGCUCUGGUUGAGACUACAGUGGCCAGUAGUGAUCUGGAGGACCUCUUCACCACAGAAGAAGAGGAUCUAUACCUUACUACAGAAACCAUCAUGUUAGAGCCAUCCAGCACACCGGAGACGACAACAGAUGACAUCACAACCACUGAGGUCAUCCCAACCACCGUUGCGUCCACCACUGCUAAGCCAACCAGACCACGCCCUACUCCGACCACUCCGAGCACCGCCCCCAUACGACCCCGGAAACCCCACACUACCGCCAGUAGAGCCACCCCGACUGAGACCAGCACUCGAUCAGUGAUGACCACAACACAGACACAAACACCAGAUGAAACCGUAAAUAAUGAAGUUGCAGGACCAGGUCCAAGUGGUGAUUUUGAAAUCAGCGAGAAUGGAGGUCGCCAAGGCAACGAGGUCAGGAGAGGCAAAGGGGAGCCUGGCGUGGCAGCAGAACCAGAUCUGACUGGUAACACAGUAGAUGCUGCUGGAAGCUCAGCCGCUCAACUUCCACAGAAGAACAUCCUUGAGAGGAAGGAAGUUUUGAUAGCGGUGAUUGUCGGAGGUGUAGUCGGAGCACUCUUCGCAGCAUUCCUCGUAAUGUUACUCGUCUACCGGAUGAAAAAGAAAGAUGAAGGCAGCUACACAUUGGAGGAGCCUAAACAAGCCACCGUCACCUACCAGAAACCGGACAAGCAGGAAGAAUUCUACGCCUAACAUCCAUAUGUUCAUCCUCGUUCAUCUCUCCAACCUUGUCCUAUCUCCAUCUGACCCCCCCCCCCCUUCUUCUUUUCAUCUCACCCCUUUUCCUUUGAUCCCUUUCUUCCCUCGUUUCCCCAUGAGAGUGCCUCUCAUUCCACAGACUCUGAACUUUCUUUAAAAAAAAAAAAACACUGAAAAAGAUCAAUGUAGAAUAAAAAGGAAUUGGUUGUGGGUGGAGCUUGGGGAGGGGGCUGGGCCAGAGAGGGGGCGGGAUGUGAGUCUACACAUACACAGAGAAGAAAAAAACUUUUUUAAGAACAUGUUAUUAUUGAUAUGUUUAGGAUCGUUGUUCUAUGAAAUUAUGACCUGAAUCUUUUUUUUUGUAAAGACACUGCGUUUCAGAUGUGUUUCCUGCACAAUAUUAUGGGAGCAAAAAUAAAUAAAAAAACAGCAUGAAAAAUGAGGGAGAGGAAAAUAACACAGUUGGGGUCAUGGAGGGAUUGUGAAAGUCAAGCGAGAAAAAGGUGCAGAAAUAAGAGUUGCAUGGCAGAAAUAGAAGAGGAAUUUGAAAUCUGUCCUCAAAAUGCUCUUCUGUCACCAAUGCCAUAGAUCCAACGUGGUGUGGUGCCUUCCAUUUCCCUGGUGCUAGAAACAGCUCGAGCAGAGCGAGCGUUUGUGUGUGUGCUUGUGCAUAUGUGUGCGAAUGUGUGUCUAAGGUGCCUUUGUGACCCCAGCCUAGACUCACGCGCGCGCACACACACACAUGCACAGGUGCAUACACUCGGCCCGACUCCCUCUGCUGGUUGAGAGCAUGUGUCAGCACAAUGGUACUGUCCGAUCGGAGAAGGGAGCCCGAAACACGUACACAGCACAUUAAAAACACUGAAGAUUUGCUGUGAGGGAGCGCAUGCAUAGAAUCAGAGGAAUAGCCUCUCCUCUGCUCUGUAUAAAGACUUUAGUAAUCAUUAGUAAUAAUCAAUAAUAUAUCAGCAGCCCUGAAUGGAAGGAAAAUGGUGAUCAUAAUAUUCGUAGUGAAGGAUAUUAUCUAUUUAGCUGUGCAGGUUUUAUCGGUGUAAAUAUCAACUCGAUUUUUUAUUUUUGUCAAGCUUUUAACCAUGCUAUUAUAGUAAAAAACUAAACACACACAGACACAUAUGCUAUUGUUAUCCAAUUUUUGGUAGUUUAACCUGGAGAAAUGCUGAAACCUUUGCUUCAGGUUUAUUAGCCUUUCACCAGUCAUUAGUCAAGCGUCUGGUUUUUGUUUUGAAAGCACAAGAUUAGUCUCUCUCACCACCACAUUCAAUUACAAACUGAGAAAUUUCCACUCGCAUACAUGCCACACAAGCAGCCCUGAUGGACAGUUAUGCUCAAGAAGGAUGUUGUAGGAACGUGUUAAUGAGGAACGUGUGUGAUUAGGGAGUUUGUGAACCUAAACCUAAUGGUUUGCGAGAAAAAUAGCUUGUCUAAUAUAAAGAAAUCUGAGUUUAAAGCCUUUAAGUAGUGCGAUCUCAGUGAUAGACAAAAUUACUGUCACUGUUUUUGUGUUUUAUUUGAUGUUCAUGUCAGGAUACAUUUAAUUCAUGGAAACAAAAUGACUAGAAAUGCAUGAAUUAGCAAUAACAAGCUAUCAACAACUGUCUCUGUGGUUGACGUGCUCAGAAUGAAUGUGACAUGUCACGUGAUGUGAUGUCAGUGUUACUCGCAGCUGUAGCACAAGAUGUUCGCAAAACGCAGAAACGAUGACAACUUGUCUUAACAUAUAUCAUUUUAAAUAUCUGAUCAUGUAAAUGUACUAUAUCCAAUCUGGGAUGGUUUGUGCACAGUAUCAGCACUCUGUCCCUGAAAUUGUCUUUUUAUAUCAACAGUAAUGGAGAAUUAUGCCCCACCCUGUUUAUAAACAUAUCGCUGAGGGUAAAGCUGCCAUAACACUGAAAUGUGACCUCAAAUAAUGCUACAUGUUAUAUCACAAAUCAUGUGUUUUGAAUGCAUGGUUAUGAUUUUUACACUCAAGCAUAUUCGACUGAGUGUGUCUACUAGAGCACAUUCAAGACGCCACACUGUUCUCAUUGGGAUAUUUUAGGCAGGUGGGGGAAAUCUUGAGACCCGUACGAGGUUGUUGUACUUCAGUCUAUGAUUGUAAUGUCACACCUGUGCAACAGUACCUGUAGUUUGAAUAUUGUACUUUGUAUGAUCAUGUCCUGACAGUGUGCGCGAGUAUGUAUGUGUGAAUAUUGGCUUGUUUUAAUGCAUCUGCAAGUGUGUUUCACUCCCUAAUAGUUCUUCCGUUGUGGGGACAUAUUCUCCUCUCCCUGCACUUAAAUUGCGAUGUGACACUGACAAUGUUACAUAGCAUCACAGCCUCUGCAUUGUAAAUAGGACAUAGAGUGAUUUCUGACCCAUCACAGCACACCUUUAAUUAAAUUACUAUAGUAAGGGCCAUUCUACUUGACACCGAAUUAAAGCUACAGACCAAUAAUCGGUUUGACCGAUAUUUGGGGGUUUCUUUUACCAAUAUUCAUGUUUCCUACUUGGCUGUGUGUUCUGUAAUAUUCAGUCUACUGAAUAAGUACACCAUCUAGUCGAUGUCUAAAGAAUAGCAGCGAUGCCAUUACACCACUAUAUGUUCACAUGUAAAAUAAAGACUUGUAAAUGUUUGCAUUAUUAUGUCACUUUUUACGUGAAACAAUGAGAAGCAUUUUAACCUAGAGACUCAGAAGACAUAGACCAUAUAGACCAAACAAAGAUAGAAAUGAAUUUGCAACUAAUCUACAACUAAACACAGAAAAAGUUAUAAAUGUAUUACAAAAAAUAAUGGAAUUAUGAGUAUUUGUAAUUAUUGAGAAAAUAAUUAUAAUGCUAAUGUUUUUAAUUAUUUUAUCAAUAACAACAACAAAAAAACAUAUAAAUGGCAUUUAAAAAGUGAAACAACAUUCAUUACAAAAAAAAUGUAUCUAUUAGUUUAGGAUUUGUCUUCAGUUGUGUCUAAGAGACUGGCUUUAACAAUCAAUGCUCACAAAACCUCAGCAAUCUUUAGUGUCUAAUUGGAAUAUUGAAUUGAAUAAUGUUAAUCAAUUGCUUACAUGCUAAACUUAUAGUUGCAAGUCUACAAUUAUUAUGUGAAAUUCAGGUAUUAAGACAUGAUGAUUGUUUAACAUUUUUUUUGUACAAAACAAGCUGUUUGUGCUGGAGGUUUAAUAUUUCAUCAUCCACAGCUUUCACCCCACCACUCCUACAAUCUUAUCUCGUGAGCAACACAUUCACAUGUCCUUGUGAAGCCCCCACAUCCCAACAACAAACAUGCACCUGUCCAUUCUGGAGGUCACUGUGUUAACAUUAUGGACAUCAGAGGAACUUUGAGUUAGCAUUGCCGUCUUUUCUGCUCAUUUCUAAACUGUCACUCUUUCUAUUCAUAGCUAAAUAUGAGGCGGGCCUUCCUGUGUCUGUGUGCCAAUCACAGGCCAGCAUGGUCCUGGUCUGACGGUUGCCCAGCGUGGUUUUAUACAUGCACAUUUUUAAAAAAAACUUUUGUUUUUCUUUAUUUUUCUCAUUGAUUGAUUUGUGUAUAAAGAGGCAAAGUUCUGUCACUAAUAUGCCACUCUAUUCUAAAUAAAAACCUGAUUGGUUA
Molecule: messenger RNA, 5068 nt
Organism: Carassius carassius (crucian carp)
Lineage: Eukaryota; Metazoa; Chordata; Actinopteri; Cypriniformes; Cyprinidae
Product: syndecan-3-like
Exons: 5
Coding region: 277-1458 (393 amino acids)
Biological process (GO): cell migration
Cellular component (GO): cell surface; membrane
Source: RefSeq, a predicted model, not a curated record